Messenger RNA from Plodia interpunctella (Indianmeal moth), 3133 nucleotides. RefSeq names its product intraflagellar transport protein 20 homolog. Bases 98 to 493 code for a protein of 131 amino acids. Gene Ontology annotation, biological process: protein localization to cilium; intraciliary transport; centrosome localization. The transcript has 3 exons. NCBI's taxonomy places the organism in Eukaryota, Metazoa, Arthropoda, Insecta, Lepidoptera, Pyralidae. The record is from RefSeq and is a predicted model, not a curated record. Gene Ontology annotation, cellular component: Golgi apparatus; intraciliary transport particle B; cilium.
GUUCCGUAACGUUGCUAGGCAACUAUUUUGAAAUCAAAAUAAUUUCCAUUUAAAAUAAUCAUCGACUUUUACCCGGAAGAUUAAUUAAUUAAAUGUAAUGGCUGAGGAAUUACAAAAGGCGCAUUUAUUUUAUGACGACAUUCAUAAAAUAAGAGUAUUAGAAGCCACCGUUCUUAAGGAAACUGAAGACGUAAAGGAUACUUGCAAAGAUUAUGAAACAAAAAUACAAGAUUUCAGUAGAACGAUAAACUCAUUGCUGGAGAUGCUGAAGGCUUUAGGUGAUAACGUUGAAAAGCAGAAAAUGGCAGCAAUAGGAGCGACAAAUCUUUUAAAGUCCAUAGCUAAGGAGAGAGAAUCUGAACAAGCGAAAUUACAGGCCGAAAUGAACGACAAAACUAUGAUUUUGGAGCAGUUGGACAGUGAAUACGAUGCUUUGCAAAUUCUCGAAGCAACCCAAGUGGAGACUAUUGAAUAUCUCACACAGCUUCGAUAAGUUUGUAGCCAGAAUUAUGGAAUAUUCGAUCUUCUACUUAUGUUAAAAGUAUUUAUUUCGAAAGUUUACUGCGAUUAUAACAUCCCUGUACGCCAUGCUGGGAUUUUUUUUUCGAUCUGUGAUGUCAUGUCACAGUAUAAUGCCAACACAUGGUUUUAGUAAGUACCCGAGGCCUACUAAUUCCAUGUGCCAGCAACACAGUUUGCCGAACUUUGGCGGACUCUGUAGGUACCUAAGUUUCAUUGUGGUGAAUAAAAGCUCUCAUACAAACUAAAUUCGCAUCGGCAUGAGAUCUGCCAUAUUAUGUUGCCAGCCGGAAUAAUGGACACUUCGUAACUAUGUGUACUAGAGCCCCGCCAUCUAAUUUAUAUUCUUAGUAUGACGGUUAAAUAAAAAUCUAACAAAAUAGUUUUGACUUAAGUCAGGUGUACAAAUAUUGCGGUACUAUCAAUACCUACGUAGGUACCUAUAAUUUGCCAAAGUACUUUGUGAUUAUGACAAAGUACUUUGUGAUAUAGAAUAUUUAAGAAUAUAGAAUAUUUUAAGAAUAUAAAAUAUUUAAGAAUAUAUAAUAUUUAAGUAAAUAAAUAAAAAACAAAGUUCAGUCCGUAGAAAUGUUAUUUUCAUCGAAACACACAUUGAAAAGGGAAUUAGGUCCUUAUUUAAAAAAAUCAAUAGAGUUGCCUGAAUUACUAUAUGUAGUUCAUGUUUUCGGAAACUAACUUCAAAUUGAAUAAAGUAAUAAGUUUACAAUACUUGUGUUUAUAAAAAUAUACUACUUAUUACUACAGAUUAACACAGAUAAAUAAUUGAAAUAUACAUUCAUUCCUGGAUUCCAUUGUUUUUAUUUUAGCAUAACAAUUUUAGGAACAUGCCAAUGUCAUUUUAUUAAAUGAUAUUUAUUAAUUCUAAACAAUGUCACAGUCUAUUUCCAUAAUCCAAUAACAAAAUAAGUACGUUCAAUUUGCGAUUUCAGCACAACUUAAUUUUCCUUCUCGUCAAAAAUAAUAAUAAAAAAAGUUUUAUGUUCAAUAAUAACAAAUGGCAACGCUUUUCAUUAGGGCAUCCGCACGGUCAAAUAUCGCGUGUGCCUAUUUUACGAUUGUAAAUAUCGAUAAUACUUGCCGCAAACAUAAUUACCUAAUAAUCUGAAGAAAAAAAUAGUGUAGGUACAUUCAAGUAACUGUUUCGACAAAUAGUCGAUUAGUAUUUAGUACAUUGUAUACAGAGUGGUAGGGUAAAAAGAAUCGUGACCUACGAAUUUGAACCCUAAAAUAUGAUGAUACAAGAAAUAUCAUUUAUGCAUAUAAAAUUAUUAUUCGUUUGUCAUUCAAAUCAAUUAUUUGAAAUUGUUUUUUUAAAUCUACGCAUACAUUUGUCGUACCGUGAGCGGGGCACGAAUAACAUGUUUUGAUUUGUCUUUAAUUAUUUUUCGGUUUUAGGGAAAACGAAUGUAUUUUUUACAUCGAUUUUGGAUUCUAUCCAUGAUACUGAAUAUCUGAUUUCUAGGAUUGUUACCCUAACACCUGUAUAUAUAAUAUAGAUAGCCAAAUUAAUCAUUGAUACAAUGGCACAUUUUUCUCAUUCUUAUUUUUAGACAAUUACAAAUCUAAUUUUACUUAGGCAAGCGCUUGACAUACAGACACCGCGUUGAUGUAAAGUUAAAGAACAGUUUGACGAGAAUCUUCUGGCGCGUGGAAAAACUCGAAACUACAAGUUGAAAAACUUAUUAAAAGGUAAUUUUUUUCACAGACAUAAAAACUACGCCUUCUCUUUAUGUCAUCCAAAUGCCAAAAGAUUCUUGUAUCUGUAGUAUAAAAACUAUCUGUCAAAAAAUUUCGGAAUCGAAUUUCUUACACUUACUACAGCUUACAUACUAAAACUUCAGUUCUCAAUUUUAUCAAAUCACGCCAUCCUCACCUUUAAGCUGCAUACUAAAGCAGUAAUACAGUCUACUUUAAAUACCUAUAUUAUCAAUAAAUACCUUGUUAUGACAAGGCCCCUUCUAUAGAACCAAAAAUGCUUUUUCAAUGCUGAAAAUAUAGACCCACUGCAAAAACAAAAGAUAUUACGAACAAAAAUAAAAUUUUGUAUAAACUUAUUUAACAUGUUUUAGUAGUUGAUUAAAUGCCCUAAGAUAUUGUGUUUAUGUUUAUGCAAAGCUUAUAAGAAAUCAGGUGAGAUGCACCAUAAAUAUCAAUUGUAUUUCUCAUAGCCCUGAACUUUCUAUGUACUCGAAGCUAUAUGCAUGCAGUAUAUUACUUUGAUACUUCUAUAAAAAGAGAAGAGAUUUCUGUAAAUGACGCCACGCGCAGUUACAAUGCCAUUUUCGUACCUAAACCCUGCACUCAAACAAAUAAUGUCAAUAAUAAAUAUGUUAUCUAAAGGUGUGUACUCACUAGUUAACGAGCAACAUGUGGUGCGUUGCUGCUGAACAGAGUUGCGUUAUCCACUUUUCUCAUUAGUGAUCAAUCUAAAAUCACAAUGAGCUAGACAGAACUUUAUGCUGCGAGUUAGUGAGUACACGCCCUGAACGAACCAAAAAUAAAGACUUACUGGAAUAAGUUAUAUAGCACAGAGUUGCGACAUCAAACUUGGAAUUAAAUGGACACUUCAGUUCAUAAGAAAUUAUAACAAACC